CCGUGAAAAUUCUACUUUAAAAUAGAAUAGAAUUUCAAAAUUCUUUUGAAAAUUCUAUUUUCAAAAUACACUAUUCUAUGACAACUUACAAUCCCUACGAAUUUUACAUUUAUCAAACAAAAACUUGUUUCUCAACCCAUCAAAAUACAAUAUUUUAAUGCUAAAUUGUAAGGGAGAAAAAAAGUCUGUUAUAAAGAAUGAAAUGCAGGUUGCAUACGUUAGGAAUUUAUCGGUGAAUUUUUUUUUCAAUUUUUCGUCAUUUGAUUUUGAGAAGAGCGUGAUUCAUAAAGAAUUAUAAUACUACACUAUAAAUCAAGAACAAUGUAAGAUAUUAUUUAUGUUACCAGAAGUAAAAUUGUAUGGAAUUAUUUUAAGUUUAGUUCGGGACAGACGUUCUAUGUAUGUUCCCUUAGUCCAGUGGUCGGCAAAGUGCGGCUCCAGAUUCGCUAGUGGAUCUUUGGCUUUCGGCGUACUCCGGUGUGAUACGAAGGUACCACAAGCAUGCGCACCCUAGUUUUCUAAAGUAGUGGGGGUACAAAUUGGCAUCACAGACCAGCAGUUGCAGUGUGAACAGUUUUGUCUUAUCUACCUGGUCUGCCUUUGUCCAGUCUUAUUAAAAAGUUGUUGUAUUUUUCAAUCUAGCUGCACAUCUUACAGAAUUGGACUAUUAUUUUAAUAAGUUAUUCAACUACUUUUUCGUUCUCCUUCAUUUGAAGUUCUUUUUAUACAUACCUCUACAGGUAUAUAGAAGCAUUUAAGCAGAUUUCAUAAAGCAACGAAUGGAGUUUUUUAAAGCAGUAAUAACAGACAUUUUCCAAAAUUACUCGAGUAACCUGGUAAUAGGAGGAACUCUUGUAUUUUUAUUAUUGGUAUCUCUCCUAAUAUUUAGAGAUCGAGGGUUGCCGCCUGGACCCACGGGAAUACCUUUCUUAGGGUACUGGCCCUUUUUAGACGAUGAAAAUAUCCACCUUCAAGAAGUGGCUUGGAAGAAGAAAUACGGUGACGUUUUCAGUUUUCGUGUCACAGGAAAGCUGUACAUAAAUCUAGCAAGCUUUAAAAGACUGAGGGAGGCUCACAUAACCAAGUCUGACUGUUUCAAGAAAAGAACAUCAGAAUAUAAUAUCCUGGUCAGAAUUUUCGGAGACGGUAUUACUUUUUCUGAGGGUGAGAAGUGGCGGACAGUUCGCAAGUACUUCACUUCAGAAUUCAGAGAGAGGGGAUUGACCGUUUUCAAUGAAAACACAGCAGGAGUAAUGGAUGAAGCGGUCAGCUGUUUCAUAAAGGAACUGAGAGAAGGAUCGAACAAACCAGUCGAUGUGAUGCGACUGCUCACUCACAAAUGCAAUCACAUCAUCCGUCAGACUUUAUUCGGUCUCAACACCACAGUCUCGGAAACAGAUAUCAACAAAAUCCUGGAAGACUACAAAAUAGUGACCUCGCUGUUUCAUACAUCCAGCAUGCUGCUGCACGGAAAACUCGCUAAAUAUUUAAUCGCUCCUCUUCACCCCCGCUACAAAAAAGUUCUGGAAGUGCAUGCAAACGUGACAGAAAGAUUGCAAAAAAUGAUCGACGAUCACAAGCGGACAUUUCAUAGUGAGAAUGUACGAGACAUUAUCGACGCCUACAAUCUGGAAAGAAUCACCAGAAAAUCAAAUGGUGACCCUACCUACGAAUACUUUUCAGAUGAAACGUUAGUGAGCAACCUCCUUAUGUUUGUUGGUGACGGAGUGCUCAAUGUUGCCACAUUCUUAACAGUCAUUCUCAUGGCUCUGUUGGACCAUCCCGAAGAGCAGGAAACAAUCUACUGGGAGUUAGUGGAAGUGUGCGGAGAAGACAGAAAUCCAAUACUUGCAGACAAAAGCAAACUCAGAUACUUCAACGCUUUCCUUCUGGAAGCCCAGCGAACGGCUAAUUUAUUUCCCCCUUUUCCAAGUUUAGAAUGUACAAAAGAGACCACAAUUGGAGGAUACAGGAUACCCAAGGGAGCCAUCACCCUGACUAAUGUUUACGCUAUUCACAACGACUCCCAAGUUUACGAAAAUCCUGAAAAAUUUAAUCCCUCAAGAUUCCUCGCAACGGAUGCCAAACCAAAAGAAGAACUACCCAUAAUAUUUGGUGUAGGUAAAAGAGUCUGCUUAGGAGAGAGUUUUGUGUUGAUGCAAGCCUUCGUAUUUUUAGCAGCUAUUGUUAAGAAUUUCAAACUAUCAUACUCCAUACCAAAGAACUAUUUGGAAGUGACCACGACUAGGACUCUCGAUGUGUGGGUCACUCCUAGAAAAUGAUCAAAAGCAAACUCAUGAAAUCGAAUCUUACUAAUGCGUGUUUGUAAAGAUAAAGCAUUAAACUUUCAGUCACCUACUUUGCUGGGAAAUUAUUACAGUAUCAAAUAAAUAAAAUAAAAAAUGCAGCUUUAAUAGACAA
This is a messenger RNA of Parasteatoda tepidariorum (common house spider), 2421 nucleotides long. Its product is annotated as cytochrome P450 1A1. The record is from RefSeq and is a predicted model, not a curated record. Gene Ontology annotation, biological process: xenobiotic metabolic process. Gene Ontology annotation, cellular component: intracellular membrane-bounded organelle; cytoplasm. NCBI's taxonomy places the organism in Eukaryota, Metazoa, Arthropoda, Arachnida, Araneae, Theridiidae. Gene Ontology annotation, molecular function: heme binding; iron ion binding; steroid hydroxylase activity.